GCAAAUCAACUUCUGUAACUUUAUCUUCAGACCAAAAAGGCGGCGCUAGCUAGUUGUCAGCGUCGUGUGGGUCUAAUAAUGUCAGAACACAAAAAAACUCUCUUCAAAUACAAAUCAUGGUCACCCGACAUUCAACGUGAGGAAGCUUGGCUCAAACGUAGGAACAAUCAUCGUAUGCGUCUCGCCGCCGACCGCCGUUCCAUGAGCUUCACCGCCGCAGACCACCGCCGUAACAUGACCAUCGCCGCAGCUGAACAUCGUCGUUCAAUGAGCGUUACCGACGAGGAUCUUGAAGAACUACGUGCUUGUUUUGAAUUAGGGUUUGGUUUUGAUUUGAAUUCGGAUUUGGAUCCUAAGCUUACUAAAGCUUUUCCAGCUUUGGAGCUUUAUCAAGCUGUGAAUAAGUUAUCUAGAUCUUCUUCUUCUGUUUCGAUGGGAACUUCUGACUGUGAAACUCCGAAGUCUGUUGAAAGCUCUGUCUCCAUUGUUGAACCAGGUGAUGAUCCCAAGGAAGUGAAGAUGAGGUUGAAACAAUGGGCACAAGUGGUGGCUCUUUCAGUGCUUCCAUCACCUUCCGUGUUAGGGUAAUUGAUUUAGAAUUUAAAGUUAGUGAUAUUCGAGAAUAUUACGUAGAUUUCUAAACUCUGUCGUAAGAGUAGGUACAAACAAGAUGUAUAAAUACAUAUGUCUGUAUGUUUUGCUCAAUUAUAUAUAAAUGGAAUUGAAUGCUUAUUUA
Messenger RNA from Lycium barbarum (goji berry), 736 nucleotides. RefSeq lists its product as uncharacterized. The coding region runs from base 79 to 588 and encodes 169 amino acids. NCBI's taxonomy places the organism in Eukaryota, Viridiplantae, Streptophyta, Magnoliopsida, Solanales, Solanaceae. The transcript has 2 exons. The record is from RefSeq and is a predicted model, not a curated record.